Anguilla rostrata (American eel) is the source of this 2501-nucleotide messenger RNA. RefSeq names its product solute carrier family 38 member 6 (gene slc38a6). The transcript is spliced from 16 exons. The coding region runs from base 159 to 1535 and encodes 458 amino acids. Gene Ontology annotation, molecular function: L-glutamine transmembrane transporter activity. Gene Ontology annotation, biological process: L-glutamine transport; amino acid transmembrane transport. Gene Ontology annotation, cellular component: plasma membrane. NCBI's taxonomy places the organism in Eukaryota, Metazoa, Chordata, Actinopteri, Anguilliformes, Anguillidae. The record is from RefSeq and is a predicted model, not a curated record.
UGACACUGGUUUAAACAGCUGAGCGAUAUAUUGAACUACUCCAGUGAGUGACAAACGUUUUCUUGUCCUCGGAAAAACGGCUGCACCGGUGCUUGAUCUGUAAUAUGUUGCUCUGUUGAUAGCGGUUACAAUACUUUACGGUUAACCACAUUACAAUAAUGAGUCAGAACGAUAAUCGUAACCCCACAGUCCAAGCGAACGGCACGCUGCAGGCACUUCCAGAAAGGGAUAACGACGAGUCGACACCUUUACUGGGAAAUGCUGCGGGGGCGCACGGUCCUGGGGGGGCUUCCUUCAGCUCCUGCGUCUUCAACCUGAUGAAUGCAAUCAUGGGGAGCGGGAUCCUGGGCCUGGCCUACGCCAUGACCAAUACCGGCAUCCUGGGCUUCUGUCUGCUCCUCCUGCUGGUCUCCGGUCUCGCCUCCUACUCCAUUCACCUCCUCCUCAAGCUGUGUGACCAGACAGCCAUCACUUCAUAUGAAGGUCUGGGUUUCCAGGCCUUUCAGAAGCCUGGUAAAAUUCUGGUUGCUAGCACCAUUCUCAUCCAGAACACUGGAGCCAUGUCCUCCUACAUGUUCAUCAUUAAGACAGAACUGCCCGCCGCCAUCACCAGUUUCCUGAGCCCAGAGCCUUCUGGAAACCCCUGGUACCUGAAUGGCUGGGUCCUGCUGAUGCUGGUGAUGUUCUGUGUGGUGCUGCCUCUCGCUAUGCUGCCAAAGAUCGGGUUCCUGGGCUACACCAGCAGUCUGGCCUUCGUCUUCAUGCUCUUCUUCACCGCCGUGGUUGUCAUCAAGAAAUGGUCUAUCCCCUGCCCCCUCCCACUGAAUGACACUCUGACUCCAUCUCAGUCCAGCAAUUUCUCCGACCCAGAAUGCAUUCCCAAGCUCUUUGCCAUUUCCAGUAAGAGCGCCUACGCUAUCCCCACUAUGGCCUACUCCUUCCUGUGCCACACAGCUGUGCUGCCCAUUUACUGUGAACUGCACCGACCCACAAAGAAGAAGAUGCAGAAUGUUGCCAAUGUGGGGAUCUCGUUGAGUUUCCUCGUCUAUCUGGUCUCCUCCCUGUUCGGCUACCUCACCUUCUAUGAGCAUGUGGACUCGGAGCUGUUGCUGGGAUACGACCGUUACCUGCCUCAUGACAUGUUGGUGAUGACCGUCCGUCUGGCCAUCCUGCUGGCUGUGCUGCUGACCGUGCCACUCAUACACUUCCCUGCCCGGAAGGCAGCGAUAAUGCUCAUUCGGGGGGACCAGCCUUUCUCCUGGGUCCACCACGCUGUGGUCACCGUCCUGCUGCUGACUGUGGUCCUGCUGCUGGCCAUCUACGUCCCAGACAUUAAGAAUGUGUUUGGGGUGGUGGGAUCUACCACCUCCACCUGUCUUUUGUUUGUGUAUCCUGGACUCUUCUACCUCCGUAUCAGUGAAGACCCCCUGAAAUCCCCUCAAGCCAUCAGUGCUGUGGCUCUGGUGGUGUUUGGUGUCUUCGUGGGGCUUUUGAGUUUGUGUGUCAUCAUCGUCACCUGGGCACAGAACCCCUGACCAGACCGAUGCUGAGGGGUGGACCACAAGUGGGAGAAGUAUCACUAUGGAAACGCACACAAGACACUCAGGGUGCACAUGAGCACAGAAUCAAAGAUAUGAGAGAGAGAGGAGUCCGAAUUGAGCUGCAUUCCUUAAGGACCGGAAGUAAUUGGUGCUGAAGAGUUUAUCCACGGACCGUGGGAAUCAUCUUCUGGAGCAAGUUUACUGUUUCUCGAGUCUCGCCACAAUCUAUAUUGUAUUAUUUGAUGAACUUUUGUAAUGUUUUCAUCUCUACAGAUGUAUGUGCCAGACAAUCAGAGGCUAUGAGACCAUUCGAAUGGCUUUCCAACUGUUUAAACUUUACUGGUGCUCCUGGUUCUCUGUCAGGUGGGCAAAACACUUUAGAACCGGACAUUUUGGUCACAGUUAUGUAUUGUAUUGGAAGCACCAAUGUUGAUUGGAAGCACACAUAUUAUCUAUGCUGCACCAUUUUUAUUACCAUUUAUAAUCAAAAUAAUUCCUGACAAUCUCGGGGCAAUGCAAUUAUGUAUAUUUUUAAUGAAUAAUGUUACUUACAGAUUGUGUUUUUAUCUAUUCUACUGCACCAGAUGUAAUUGGAUUUCAGCUGCUGGGAGUAAUUAUUCUUAUGGAUUCCAAUUAUAAUUACUAAGAUGACCAUAACUUCAACAUCAUAGAGAAUCACAUUUCAUUUGACAAAACCAUUUUUUCUAUAUAUUGCGAUGAAGCCAAGCACUUAAGAUUUUCUCUCACACAUAAAAAUGCCUAUUCUCAUUAUUUGGUCACAUGUAAUUACGUCUCAAAAUGUGAAUGUUAAUAUAGAUCAAGGUUUACAUGCAUUCUAUGGCUGUGGAAGUGUUAGUUUUUAAAUGUUUAAUGAUUAUAUAUUAUAUUUGAUCAAAGAAUUUCACCAAAGGGAAGUGGUUGUCACAGUCAUGUCAAAUAAAAGGGAAAAUGCUCACUUUA